AUGAAACUCGACCCCUCGCGACUCACUGCCUUCCUGGCUGCCAACUCAACCGGUGUCGGUGUUCUAGUAUGUCCUGGAGGUGGAUACAGUAUGUUGGCUUCAGGCCACGAAGGACAAGACCCUGCUCGAUACCUCAACACUCUUGGCAUCGACGCUUGGGUUCUUGAAUACACGACAGCGUUGAACAUGACACCACCACUAUUCCCUAAGCCCAUGGACGAAGCACUCGGUGCAUUGGACCUUAUUCGACAAGAAGCCCCUAAUCUAAAGAAGCUUGGCAUCUGGGGCUUUUCCGCUGGCGGUCAUCUUGCAGGAACAACACUUACCAAUCCUCAGACCAAUCUCGACUUUGGAAUUCUAGGAUAUCCCGUUAUUACUCUUGAGGAUGACUACACCCACGAGAACUCACGAUACAACCUUCUUGGAAACAACCCCACCAAACAGCAAAUUGACGAACUUUCAGUGCACAAGAGGGUUUCCGAUAAGACACCCCCGACUUUCCUUUUCCACACUUCCAACGACGAUCUUGUACCAGUGCAAAAUACGUAUCUUUAUGCAGAGGCUAUGGCAAAACACGGUAGAUUGGCUCAGGUGGUGGUCCUUCCUGACGGGCCCCAUGGAAUUGGCUUAGCGCAGAAUGACCCUGUUCGAGACUGGACGCCAGAGCUGAAGCGAUUCCUCACGUAUUCGAUCUAA
Molecule: messenger RNA, 696 nt
Organism: Fusarium poae
Lineage: Eukaryota; Fungi; Ascomycota; Sordariomycetes; Hypocreales; Nectriaceae
Exons: 2
Coding region: 1-696 (231 amino acids)
Biological process (GO): proteolysis
Molecular function (GO): serine-type peptidase activity
Source: RefSeq, a predicted model, not a curated record